UUUCUAUAUCUGGGGUUUACCGCUCCCUCAGAUUGACUAAGCUCACUUUCUGGACCCGCUGACGUCACACUGAUUACCGAGUCAGGGAGAGCGAAUAGUUCCCAGUUACGGUCACUUUAUUAUUGCCAUUAAGGAGUGUUAGCCAGAGUAGGCGGCAGGGAGGAGCCCGCACACAGGAACUGCUCUCCUCAUCCUGUUUCCUCCCUCUGAUCUCGGGCUGGGAUAAAUUGGAAUUUGUGAGUUGGGACAAAGCGCCUGUCCGUGGCUUGAGGCCGCCCUUUACCCCCAGUCCUGGUCUUCGUUGUCGAGUUCGACAUCGUAGCAGAGAUGACUUUAAAUACAGCAAACGUGAACUUCAAAUGGGACCCAAAAAGUUUGGAAAUUCGAACAUUGGCAGUUGAAAGACUGCUUGAGCCUCUAGUUACUCAGGUAACAACUUUGGUGAAUACAAGUAAUAAAGGACCGUCCAAUAAGAAGAAAGGUCGGUCAAAGAAAGCUCAUGUUCUGGCCUCUUCAGUUGAACAAGCCACACUGAAUUUCCUGGAGAAAGGAGAUAAAAUUGCAAAGGAAAGCCAGUUUCUCAAAGAGGAAUUAGUUGCAGCUGUUGAUGAUGUUCGUAAACAAGGAGAGUCGAUGAAGAGUGCUUCUGGAGAGUUUGCUGAUGAUCCCUGCUCUUCAGUGAAACGUGGAAAUAUGGUUCGAGCUGCACGUGCCCUGUUAUCUGCAGUCACAAGAUUGCUUAUUUUGGCUGACAUGGCAGAUGUGUAUAAACUACUUGUACAGCUGAAAGUGGUGGAAGAGGGAAUUGCCAAACUAAGAAACGCUGGCACUGAGCAAGACUUGGGUAUACAGUACAAGGCAUUAAAGGCAGAAGUGGACAAAUUAAAUGUAAUGACUGCAAAACGACAACAGGAACUGAAGGAUGUGGGACACAGGGAUCAGAUGGCUGCUGCCCGUGGCAUUUUGCAAAAGAACAUUCCAAUACUGUACACUGCUUCACAGGCAUGCCUGCAGCAUCCUGAUGUUGCUGCUUACAAGGCCAAUAGAGAUUUGAUCUACAAACAGCUUCAACAGGCUGUCAAUGGAAUCUCAAAUGCAGCUCAAGCCACAGCAUCUGAGGAAGUUGGGCAGCAACAAGGAGGUGGAGAGCUAGCCAUUGCAUUGAACAAUUUUGAUAAACAAAUUAUUGUGGAUCCUCUUGGCUUCAGUGAAGAAAGAUUUAGACCUUCGCUGGAGGAACGUCUAGAGAGCAUAAUUAGUGGUGCUGCCCUAAUGGCGGAUUCAUCUUGCACUCGUGAUGACCGUCGGGAACGCAUAGUUGCUGAAUGUAAUUCGGUUCGACAAGCUUUGCAGGAUCUUCUUUCUGAAUAUAUGGGAAAUACUGGCCGCAAAGAAAGAAGCGACACCCUAAAUUCUGCAAUUGAGAAAAUGACGAAGAAAACCAGGGACUUGCGCAGACAGCUCCGUAAAGCUGUUAUGGACCAUGUCUCUGAUUCUUUCCUGGAAACAAAUGUACCUCUGCUUGUUCUAAUUGAAGCCGCAAAGAAUGGGAAUGAGAAGGAAGUAAAGGAAUAUGCACAAGUAUUUCGUGAACAUGCCAAUAAGUUGAUUGAGGUGGCUAAUUUGGCAUGCUCAAUAUCCAAUAAUGAAGAAGGUGUCAAGCUUGUUCGCAUGUCGGCUAAUCAACUUGAAGCGCUCUGUCCUCAGGUAAUCAAUGCAGCAUUGGCAUUAGCAGCAAAACCAAACAGCAAGCUGGCACAAGAGACUAUGGAUCUUUUCAAAGAACAAUGGGAAAAGCAAGUUCGUGUUCUGACUGAUGCUGUUGACGACAUUACUUCAAUUGAUGACUUCUUGGCCGUCUCAGAGAAUCAUAUUUUGGAAGAUGUCAAUAAAUGUGUUAUAGCUCUUCAAGAGAAAGAUAUAGAUGGCUUGGAUCGAACAGCUGGUGCAAUUCGUGGACGUGCCGCAAGAGUCAUACAUGUUGUCACUUCAGAAAUGGAUAACUAUGAACCUGGAAUAUAUACUGAAAAGGUUCUCGAGGCCACCAAGCUGUUAUCAAACACUGUUAUGCCACGUUUCACGGAACAAGUUGAAGCUGCAGUGGAAGCCCUCAGCGGAGAGUCUAAUCUGCCAGUGGAUGAAAAUGAAUUUAUUGAUGCAUCAAGAUUAGUAUAUGAUGGAAUUCGUGACAUUCGGAAAGCUGUACUGAUGAUCAGAACCCCUGAUGAGUUGGAUGAUUCGGACUUUGAGCCAGAUGACUUUGAUGCCAGGAGCAGAACCAGUGUACAGACUGCAGAUGAUCAGCUUAUUGCUGGACAAAGUGCACGGGCAAUCAUGGCUCAGCUUCCUCAAGAACAAAAGGCUAAAAUUGCCGAGCAAGUUGCUAGCUUCCAAGAAGAAAAGAGUAAACUGGAUGCUGAAGUGUCAAAAUGGGAUGAUAGCGGAAAUGAUAUAAUUGUUCUGGCCAAGCAGAUGUGUAUGAUCAUGAUGGAGAUGACUGAUUUCACAAGAGGAAAAGGACCCCUUAAAAAUACAUCAGAUGUAAUUAGUGCUGCCAAGAAAAUAGCAGAAGCUGGAUCACGAAUGGAUAAGUUGGGCCGUACCAUUGCUGACCAUUGUCCCGAUUCUUCCUGCAAGCAAGAUCUUGUAGUAUAUUUGGAACGCAUUGCCUUGUAUUGCCAUCAAUUAAAUAUAUGUAGCAAAGUUAAGGCUGAAGUUCAGAAUCUUGGAGGAGAACUUGUGGUAUCAGGAGUUGAUAGUGCUAUGUCCCUCAUUCAAGCUGCUAAAAAUCUGAUGAAUGCUGUAGUGCAAACCGUUAAAGCUUCAUAUGUAGCUUCUACGAAAUACCAGAAGUCACAAGGAAUGGCAUCUUUGAAUCUUCCAGCAGUUUCAUGGAAAAUGAAGGCUCCAGAGAAGAAGCCUCUUGUCAAAAGAGAGAAGCAGGAUGAAACCCAAACAAAAAUAAAACGGGCAUCCCAGAAGAAACAUGUUAAUCCUGUUCAGGCUCUCAGUGAAUUUAAGGCAAUGGAAAGCAUAUAAAUCUAUAUUUAACUCUACAUAUUCAUGCUUCCAAUGUUGCUUUUGUUUUUUCUUCUAAAGUUUUAAGACUCACAAAUUUUUGCAAAAUGUAAAUUAAAAUUUCCAAAAUAUAAAAGAACAUUUCUAUUGACUUUUCUUGCAGAACUAAUUAGAAAACUUUUGGAAUAGUUUUUAUAGCAAUCUUACAGUUUUAUGUGCGUGUGUAAUCUAUUAAUUUUUACUCAAGAUGGGUGUGUUUCUAUUUUGCAAAUUGCUAUGGUAUGAGGUUAUUACUGCCACACAUUGUUUCUAAAAAAUUUUUUUUCUUUUUCUUAAGGAUAUACAUAUUGAGCUUUACAAUGCAUUUCAAAUCUCUUUUGCAAGAUUAUGUAGCUGCUGUGUAUUUUUGGUUAAUAAAGUCCUUUUAUAGUUAA
Molecule: messenger RNA, 3452 nt
Organism: Pelobates fuscus (common spadefoot toad)
Lineage: Eukaryota; Metazoa; Chordata; Amphibia; Anura; Pelobatidae
Gene: CTNNA1
Product: catenin alpha 1
Exons: 18
Coding region: 328-3039 (903 amino acids)
Biological process (GO): cell migration; cell-cell adhesion
Cellular component (GO): catenin complex; actin cytoskeleton; adherens junction
Molecular function (GO): actin filament binding; beta-catenin binding; structural molecule activity
Source: RefSeq, a predicted model, not a curated record